This is a messenger RNA of Somion occarium, 624 nucleotides long. NCBI's taxonomy places the organism in Eukaryota, Fungi, Basidiomycota, Agaricomycetes, Polyporales, Cerrenaceae. The record is from the annotation of a GenBank genome assembly.
GAAGUAUUCCUAACGAGUGACCACCAUGUCGUUUGACUUAACCACACCAGUUAAUACAGCCCUUCUUCUCUACAUUCUCUACACCGUGCAGCGUAUUCUCUUUCCAUCCAACAGCGUUCCCAGUACAGUGCCCAUAGAGUUUAAGAGUGGGUACUCAUGGAUGCCCAAGUCUCACCCUCCCACCUUGUUGUUCAAGACAUAUACUCCCAAGACCCUUGAACCGUUCAAUGGCGAGGAGGGAAAGCGCAUCCUUCUCGCGAUUAAGGGUGUCGUGUACGACGUGACCGCUGGAAGGAAUUUCUACGGGCCUAACGGGAUGUAUGCUAACUUUGCAGGGCGAGAUGCCUCUAGGGGAAUGGCUAAGCAAUCCUUUGAUGUCGAAAUGCUUACGCCUAUCGAUCAACCGCUUGACAAGUUGGAGGAUCUCACUUCGGAAGAGAUGUACUGAGAGUAUGAAGGGUUGGAUGGACCAUUUCUCGAGCAAGUAUAUCGUUUGUGGCCGACUCGUGGAAAAUGAUGCCACCUAGAUGCUUCCACUGCGGCACGCUGUUAACUCUUCUUUCCCUGUAUUUCUGUAUGCUAUACCUUUUGGAGUUGCUAUUCAUGCGAGUGAUGAUCAACCCC